AUGUUCUAUCUUCGCCAUGCCUGGCUCCUAGGGGCGCUAGCCGGCCUGGUGGCCGCCGAUGAAACCGAUUGCAACCCCAUCAACAGCACAUGCCCCGCCGACGCGGCGCUGUCCACAGAGCACACAUGGUGGUUCAACCAGACACUAGAUGACAAGCUUUGGGAUAUGCAGACGGGGGAGAUAGAGUACACGUCGGAAGGAGCAGAAUUCAGCAUCAAGACGGAAAAUGCCUCCACCUUGUUGGUGUCGAACUUUUACAUCUUUUUCGGUGUAAUGGAGGCACAUGUCAAGAUGGCCAAGGGUGCAGGUAUCAUCAGCAGCGUGAUCCUGCAGUCCGAUGACUUGGACGAGAUCGAUUGGGAGUGGGUGGGAUACAACACCAGCGAGGUGCAAUCAGACUUCUUCGGAAAGGGAAACACAACGACAAGCGAUCGCGGUGGCUACCACGCUGUAUCGAACGCAGAUACCGAGUUCCACAACUACACUACUUACUGGGACAAGGAUCGUCUGGAGUGGUGGAUUGAUGGCGAACUGAGGCGCACGGUCAACUACUCUGAACCCCUCACCGUCUAUGGCAAGAACUACCCCCAAACGCCGUGCAGAGUCAAGGUCAGCAACUGGCCUGUGGGUAUUGCGUCGCAAUCGAUAGGAAACAUCGAAUGGGGUGGUGGUUUGGUCAACUGGACCGACGUCCCCUUUACUAUGACGGUGCAGAAGAUCCGUGUCCAGGAUUUCUCCUCGGGCAAGGAGUACAAAUACAUCGGUCACAAUGGCUCUUAUGAGAGUAUUGAGAUUGUUAGUGGAAACUCCACUGCCGCCAAAGAAAUCUCGAAGAAACCCGCCGAGACGCUUUCCCAGAAAUGGGACAAACUGGGCACAGCAGCCCACAUUGGCGUCUACUGCGGUGCUGCUGCCUUCGCUGCUCUCUGUAUCGCCGGCUUUGUCCUUUACUUCCUGCGCCAGCGUCGCCAAGGUCGUCUCGAGCGCGCUCUUGGUGAAGGUCAGGGUACUGCCGCGGACCCGACCGAGAUGGAAACGUACAAAAAGCAGUGGAGACAAAGCGACUGGACGGCUCGUCGUGGGUACCAAGCAGUAGGACAAUAG
Messenger RNA from Aspergillus tubingensis, 1104 nucleotides. Its product is annotated as glycoside hydrolase family 16 protein. Bases 1 to 1104 code for a protein of 367 amino acids. Lineage: Eukaryota; Fungi; Ascomycota; Eurotiomycetes; Eurotiales; Aspergillaceae. Gene Ontology annotation, molecular function: glycosyltransferase activity; hydrolase activity, hydrolyzing O-glycosyl compounds. The record is from RefSeq and is a predicted model, not a curated record. Gene Ontology annotation, biological process: fungal-type cell wall organization; carbohydrate metabolic process. The transcript has 2 exons. Gene Ontology annotation, cellular component: fungal-type cell wall.